This is a messenger RNA of Diorhabda sublineata, 2643 nucleotides long. RefSeq names its product activator of 90 kDa heat shock protein ATPase homolog 1. Gene Ontology annotation, molecular function: protein-folding chaperone binding; ATPase activator activity. Gene Ontology annotation, cellular component: cytosol. Lineage: Eukaryota; Metazoa; Arthropoda; Insecta; Coleoptera; Chrysomelidae. Bases 180 to 1205 code for a protein of 341 amino acids. Gene Ontology annotation, biological process: protein folding; positive regulation of ATP-dependent activity. The record is from RefSeq and is a predicted model, not a curated record. The transcript has 7 exons.
AUCUGAUGGAUUCGAAUUUAUACGUCAAUUUGACUUGAAACCUAUUGGGAAGUUGUAAAAUUCUAGAAUUCUCCAGAGUAAAUUUUCUAGAGUUCAAAUCUUAACACCAAGUGUUAAUUUGAUCGAAUAACUGAGAUAUUAUUUUAUCUGUGAUUUCUUGAUUAAUUUUUACAAUAAAAAUGGCUAAAUGGGGCGAAGGAGAUCCCAGAUGGAUUGUUGAAGAGAGACCUGAUGCCACUAACGUUAACAAUUGGCAUUGGACGGAAAAAAACGCUGGGCCUUGGUCUCAGGAUCGUAUCAAAGAGUUAUUUAAAGAAAUAAAGGUUGAUAGUAGUGAAGCUGAUUUAUUUAUCAAAGGAGUAGAUAGGUUAGAUGGUGAAGCAUCUGCUAAUAACCGAAAGGGGAAACUCAUAUUUUUUUAUGAAUGGAAUUUAGUUCUUAAUUGGUCCGGAAAACUUACGAAUGGAUCCGAUAGACAAUUUAAAGGAAAAAUUAAAAUACCCAAUUUAUCGGAAGAAAAUGAUGUGUCUGAUUUAGAUAUACAAAUUAGUGUAACUGAUGAGGAUGAAGAAGGGUUUAAAUUGAAGGAGAUUAUGAUUAAAUAUGGCAAACAAAUAAUUCGAAAUCAGCUUUCAAAAUACAUCUCUGGUUUGAAGGAAGAAUUUUCCAAAGGUAUGAUUCUUCCCAAAAAGGGAUCGGAAAAAGUAGAAACAGUAACGACAUUAACGAGCGGAUUUAAUAAAAAAAUUAAUAUGGAACCAAUGACGAAUGACGUCAACAAACAAAUAGGAUUGAAAAUUGACACUACGUCGUUUAAACAAACUCAGAAGUUUCAAUGUACUGCUCAGGAAUUUUAUGACGCCAUGACUAGAAUAGAAAUGGUGACAGCUUUUACGAGGGGUAGCGUAAAAUUAGAACCGGUCAAAGGUGGAAAAUUCGAAUUAUUUGGCGGAAAUAUCGUCGGAAAAUUCGAAGAAUUGAUACCGUGUAAGAAAAUAGUACAAUCUUGGAGGUAUAAACAAUGGGCCAGCGGACAUUUUUCCACUGUUACCAUUACGAUAGACCAAAAGAGUGACCAUACAGAAAUAACAUUGGAACAAGUAGGCGUUCCAACAGGUGAAUUGAGCGUCACCAAGGAUAAUUGGCAGAGGUACUAUUGGGACGGUAUGAAACAGGCGUUCGGUUUCGGUGCGUUUUUUACGUAAAUUAGUGCACAAUAAAAAAAAUGGUUUAGUGUGUUGAGUUAUAUACUAAGUGGCGAAGUGAAAAAUGAACGGAACGUGUUUUGAUGUGAAAUUUAACUGAUUUUUGUGGAAGUUUUUUGAAUAAUAUGUUACGGGGGACUUGUUGGAAAAAUUCUAGUUUGUUCUGUUUGUUUUUCUCAAACACUGUGUAGUCUAUGAAUAAUGUAUGUCUCGAAAGUUUUGGUUUGAUUUUCGGUGUCAAUAUAUUUUGCGAAAAAUUUAUAUUUGGACGAAUUUUUUGAUUUUUCAUUCAGAUUUUACGGUAGUUUUUUCAAGGUGACCAAAUAUGGUGGAAAUUUUCCACUUUAGAUCGAUUAUAGUAGUUUUUCUUUAUAGUUUUUAAUGUUUUGUGGACAAAUUUGAGAAAAACUUUAUUAGAAGUUCAAUUUUAAUGGUGACAACAUAUUAUGAAGAAUUUUAUGGUGAUUCUUGUAGUUUUUCUUUAUAAUUUUCAUAGUUUUGUGGAAUAAAUUGGAAUAAAAGUUUCAAUUUUCAAAAUUAUUUGGGGAAAACUUGAUUCGACUUGCAUUUUUCAAGGUGACAAAAUAUUUAUGAGAAUUUUUCACUUAAUGGCCAUUUUUUUAGUUUUCUUCAUAAUUUUUAAUGGAGAAAUUUAGAAAAGACCACAUUUGAGACUUAAUUUCGUAUGGUAACAAAAUAUUGUGGAAAUUUUUCACAUUAGGGCGAUUCUUGUAUUUUUUUUUAGUUUUCACAUAUGAUUUUCCAUAUUUUAUGAGAAAAUUUGGGAAACGCUGGGUAAAAAGUUCUAAAUGAUGCGGUAAUUUCCCACUUUAGGGCGAUUCUUGUAGUUUUUCUUCAGUUUUCACGUAUAAUUUUCCAUAUUUUAUGAGAAAAUAUGCGGAAAACUGGAUUCAAGUUUCAAUUUUCUAUGACAACAAAAAAUUUUGCGCUUUAGGUCGACUCUUGUAGAUUAUCUCCAUAAAUUUGGGAAAAACUUUAUUCAACUUAAAAUUUUCUAUGGUGAUAAAAUAUUUUUUGUAAAUUUUCCACUUAAUGGUCAUUUUUGUAGUUUUUCUUCAUAAUUUUCAAUUUUUGAUAGAGAAAUUUUGAAUUUAUCAAACUUUUUAUUUUAAAUUUGAUAUAAUUUGGGCAUUAACUUUCUGACAAUAUGAUUAUAUGUAUUUUUCUAUCUCGUUUUAUGUCUUCUAAAUUAAUCUGAGCAUUUGAAAAAUUGUCACUGCACUAUAAUCACCUUAACUUUUGUAGACAUACAUUUUGUAAUCAGAUCAAUUUUUAAUUUUUCGAAUUUUCGUUCUUUUUGUACCACUGCGGAAAUAAUUUAUUCAAAUGCCUAUUUAGCUACUACUCCUUAUAACUACGAUGUUUUUUAUCGCUGAUUUUUGUGUUUAUUUUUAUCUAAAUAAAAUAUAAGUUGAAA